Arabidopsis lyrata subsp. lyrata is the source of this 2694-nucleotide messenger RNA. RefSeq lists its product as uncharacterized. The transcript has 2 exons. Lineage: Eukaryota; Viridiplantae; Streptophyta; Magnoliopsida; Brassicales; Brassicaceae. The record is from RefSeq and is a predicted model, not a curated record. Bases 545 to 2425 code for a protein of 626 amino acids.
AUCCAAAAAUCAUUAGUAAAAGGAUAAGUAUUUUUUUUUUUUGUCAACAACUUUAGUAGAAAGGUAAUUUCAGUUGGAUUAUUUUGUUAUUAUUAUUUUGGUUGAUUUGGUACUUAAUUAAUGAAAUUUAUCAUUUUUUGUAACCUCUUUCUCAUUUUCCAUCCACAUAUACCAUGUAUUCAUUCUCUUUUUUCCUCCAUCUUCACUUAGGAAAUCGAAUGCAAUAUCCAAAAUCAUUAGUAAAAGGGUUUAUUCGGUUGGAUUUUUUUUUUUUUAUUGAUUGGUACUUAUUCAAUUUAAUUUAAUUUUUGGUAACUGUUUUCUCCUCCUUCUCCAUUAUUCCAUAUAUCCCUUUAUAUUUCCUUUAAUCAUUAAUUAAUAAUAUAGAAAUUGCUAAAUAUCCUUUUAGAUUAUAUAAUCUUCCAAAAUAUAGGAAAGCUAUAAGUCGGUCUAUAUGUUGUAUAUAAAGGUCAAUAGACGUGAAAUUAAGUUUAUACAACAAGAAGUUUUUGAGACGCCCCUCUAGGUUUUCUUGACAAAAAUAAUGAACUCGGAAAGCGAAAAGAUGGAGAAGGAAACUCAGGAAAACUCGACCGGACCCGAUGCUUCCUCUCCUCCCACUUCGUCUACUCCUUCCUCUUCUUCUAAGAGUACAUGCGCGUUGUGCUUGGAUGAGAUGAAAAAGGGAGACGGGAAGGCUAUAUUUACUGCAGAGUGCUCUCACUCGUUUCAUUUCGAUUGCAUAAACUCCAACGUCAGAUACGGAAACAGGAUUUGCCCUUUAUGCAGAACUCAAUGGAAACAAGUCCCUUUCUUUCAUGGUAACCCUUUCCCUCAGCCUCAACAAGUCCCGUUGUUUCAUGGUAACCGACAAGUCCCUUUGUUUCAUGGUAACCCUUUCGCUCCGGCUCAAAUGGGUUUUGAAGACGAUGAGUCUUUACCUCACGGAGAGACACAAAUCCAGAGUGCUGAUCAUCCUUCUGAUCGUCAAGCCCUCGAGAUUAAACUCUUCCCUGAAGUCUCUGCUCUGGCCAAACCGGUCAGUCGUGGUGAUUUUGCUGCGCUGGUUCAUCUUAAGGCGGAGGGUGUGAGUGAUGAUGAAAGGCGCACUCGAGCUCCUUUGGAUCUCAUUGCUGUUCUUGAUGUGAGUGGUAGCAUGGCAGGAGUCAAAUUGGAGCUUGUGAAAAAGGCAAUGGGUUUUGUGAUUCAGAAUCUUGGUGAGACCGAUAGGCUCUCUGUGAUUUCCUUCUCGUCCACGGCUCAAAGACUAUUUCCUCUUCGACUGAUGUCUGAGACGCGAAAGCAAGCGGCGAUGAAGGCUGUUAACUCCUUGGUUGCUCGUGGCGGGACUAACAUUGCAGAGGGGCUCAAGAUUGGUGCGAGAGUGAUUGAGGAUAGGCGGUGGAAGAACCCUGUUUCGGGGAUGAUGCUUUUGUCUGAUGGACAGGACAACUAUACUUUUUCUCAUGAUAGGGUCCGUCUGAGAACAGAUUAUGAGUCUUUGCUUCCGAGUUCUUCUCGGAUUCCAACUCAUACCUUCGGGUUUGGCUCAGAUCACGAUGCUGAGUUACUGAACGCAAUUUCAGCAGCGUCUAGUGGGACGUUUUCGUUCAUCGAAGCAGAGACUAUGAUUCAGGAUGCUUUUGCGCAGUGCAUUGGAGGGCUUCUCAGCGUCGUGAUUCUUGAUCAAGUUGUCGAAAUAGAAUGCGUUCAUGAGCAGGGCCUGAAAAUAUCCUCCAUAAAAUCAGGAAGCUACAAAAGCCGUAUAGCAUCUGAUGAGAGAAGUGCCAAAAUCGAUGUGGGAGCCAUGUACGCAGAAGAAGAAAGGGACUUGCUGGUGAUUCUUGGAAUCCCGUGCUGCGACAAUGUGUCUGCUGCAUCCGAUUCCCUGUCGUUGCUCAAGGUUAGAUGCGUGUACAAAGAUCCUUUUACGAAAGAGAUAGUCCGUGUGGAAGCUGGAGAACUAAGCAUCCAAAGGCCAAUGGAAGUAACAGGAGAAGAAGUGGUGUCUAUAGAGGUCGACAGGGAACUAAAUAGGUUUCUUGUUGCACAAGCUAUGUCAGAGGCUAGAGAUUUAGCCGAUGGGGGUAAUCUGAGCGUGGCAGUUGAGAUUCUUAAAAAGUGUGAGAGAGAAUUAUCGGAGACAGCGUCUGCGCGGUCGGGUGAUGGGCUUUGUAAAUCACUGUCGGCCGAAUUGAGUAAAUUGCAAGAAAGGAUGGGGAGCCAGAUGAUGUACGAAGGAUCAGGGAGAGCUUACAUGUACUCGACCAUGAGCUCUCUUUCGGCUCAAAGAGCAGUGGCUUGUGGAACCAAAGUAGGUUGUAUUGCUCGUAGCAGGGGAAUGGGAGGAGGAGGGGGAAUGGGUUAUCAGACGUCUGCAAUGGCUCGUAUGGUGAAUAAGUCUCAGAAGGAUCGAAAGCCCUAAAUCCAUCCCCCGCUCUUGGAGACCAAAGCUGGAAGAAUAAUAAAAUGGGUUUUGUGAUUUGCUGGUUUGGUGAGUGUUUAGAGAGAAAUUCAGUUGGUUCAGUCUGAACCGGGGACAUGGCUUUUACUGGUUAUCCGUUCGAGAUUUGUUGCUUUAUCUUUAUCUUUUUUUUUUUUUUUUUUUAUCGUUGUUUUCUUAUUACUACAUUUUUUAUUACUACAUUUCUUCUCUAAAAAUUUGUUUAAUUUGAUUUCUUAUUUUUGGAACUA